GGUAUUUCUCACCAUGGUCUCCGCCCCUCCACAUACAAUGCAAUGGGCGUUUCCAAACAAAAGACAGCAGAGGGCACUUCAAAAUGGGAGAGAGCUUCCAUGAACAGCUGCGAAUAGACAGCCGGUUCCUGAAAUCGGACCGACGUCUAGAUACAGAACUGGUGGAUAAACUCAUCCUGCAGCUCAACAGAAUCUACCCACAGAUCCUGACUGACAAGGAGGCCUCCAAGUUCAGGGAUUUGGAUGUGCCCACCUGUAUCAGGCUGGCGGAGCUGCUGAAUCAUCUACAGGAGAAAGGAGAGGAGGCAUGUCGAGAGUUUUACAGCGCACUGCACCUCCACGUGGAGGACGUUUAUUUCAGUUUACCCACACGCCUCCGACUCCGAGAGUCUGGUGAACCAGUUGUCCCAAUCACGAGUCCCAAGGACAGAUAUGUAAUGAAUGACCAUAGUCCGUUUUUCUUCCUUAGUUGUUUCAGUUUGGCUGUAGGAGCAGCUCUGCUGUAUUACUAUGGUGAGUCCAAGCAGGUGUCAGGCUCCAGCAGUGCUCUGGGUCUGGCUGCGAUGGGUCUUAGUAGAAAAGUGCGGGACGUUCUCAUCUGGUACACAGAAGAUGGAAAAUGAUGGCUUUUUUGCUGCCUUAAAAAAGGAAUUUAGACACAGCAAUUGAUUCUGAAAUACUCCGUUAUCCUUGUCAAAAAUAUAUAAAAAAAAUGUAAUUCAGGUUUUAAAAAAUAUGUACAUACUAUGUAUAAUAGAGAAAUUAUUGUUAGAAAUCAGAAUUAGAAUGGCAAAAUUCCAAAGAUUUCAUUUUUAGGUUUCAUGGCUAAAUCUGGAAUCUCUUGUAACAAUUUUAAAUAUAACAAUUGAAUGGUUUAUAUAACUGCUUAAUAUUUUUAAACAAAAAACAUCACAGUCAUUGAAAUAAUAGCAAUUUAUAUGCAAUACCAAGGGCAGGAACUCAUUACUUUUAAGAAAAGUUGUAUAGGAACCAAACUCGCAACUUGCACUAAAGUAUUUAGUUGAAGUUGAAACGCUGAGCUGCUCUGUUAAUGUUGCAACCCUAAUUUUGUUUGUGCAUUUGUUUUAUUGUACUUUAAAAAUAGACAUCAAACUCAUUUAUAUAUUAUUUAUAGUCAGUAUCUUUCCAUUCUCACAGACUUGGGACUUGCCAAGAGAUUAUAGUAGUAAAAUGUUGGAGGUUUAUAAUUCACUACGCCAUUUAGUACAUGCAAAACUGGGUAAACUUGACAAAUCAAAUAGAUCAACGUGUCAAUAUUUAGACACGUAAGACAAUAAAGACUACAGAUAACGAUAACUUAUAACAGAUAAGUCCAGUAUCUUGGAGUAUUAGGAGUUUGUUACUUUGUAAUACCUUUUUUGUGGGCUAAGUUUUCAACAAAUAUGUUUAUAUUGUUUGCUUACUUUUAUACUAGCAGCAUGUUUGUACUGGUUUGUGUACUAAUAAUUAAUAUUGUCAAUUUACACUUGUGGCCUUGUUUCUGCAGUGCAACUGUAAGUAUUUUAUAAAACUUUUGGCCUGGAAAUUUUCAGAUGAAUUUGCAAAUGGGGCACAUUCACAGUAGUUAACUGAGAAACUAUAUUUUUUGUCAGGGGUUAAAAAAAUGAUUAGGCUAAAUAAAAGUGUGGAACUGUUGCUAAUGUACUUGGAGAUGAAUUUGAUUUCCACAUCUUGAUAUAUCAAAACAAACACUUGACUAGUUGCAAAAAAAUGAUUGCUGAAAAAUAGUUUUAUUGAUGUCAGAAUUAUUGUUUUGUCCUUAAAUGCAGCCGAUUUAGGACUGAAGAAGACCAGUGCG
Molecule: messenger RNA, 1819 nt
Organism: Sinocyclocheilus grahami
Lineage: Eukaryota; Metazoa; Chordata; Actinopteri; Cypriniformes; Cyprinidae
Product: caspase recruitment domain-containing protein 19-like
Exons: 6
Coding region: 84-623 (179 amino acids)
Cellular component (GO): mitochondrion
Source: RefSeq, a predicted model, not a curated record